Molecule: messenger RNA, 1362 nt
Organism: Daphnia magna
Lineage: Eukaryota; Metazoa; Arthropoda; Branchiopoda; Diplostraca; Daphniidae
Exons: 4
Coding region: 252-1016 (254 amino acids)
Source: RefSeq, a predicted model, not a curated record
UUCCUUCUUCGCAAUUGUUCAACAAGGUAGAGCAGACGCCAUUAUAAGUUGUGUCAGAAUCUGAAUAAAAGCUAGAGAAUCAGCAACAAUUUACCUGAGUCAAGUGUCUUCAAACCAAUAAUUACUUAUCAGAAUUCUGUACAACUCGAUUAAGUAACACUGCUAAUAGGUCAAGCCACGCUACAGUCGUGUCAAAGAAAGAGUGUUGAGCACUUUGCUUAGUCUAAAAGCUGAAUUCAGCCACUCCGGGGAUGUACCCGAGAAGAACUCCAAUUAGUCAUGAAGCAUCUCAGCAUAUCACUUAUCUCAACAGAAUCAGAAGACUUGGGGUAUAUCAUGCUCGCAUCAAAUUUGGUGAAUUUGGCCCAAGUCUCACCGAACCUGUAGAACCUGAAUACAGGCCAUUGCCCCACGGUGUAACAAUUGAUGCAAAACUAGGUGCCUACGAAGAAGGUUUCUAUAGCAUUGCAAUCAAGUAUUUUCCCCGUGACGAAGCUGUUGCCAUCACCAACAUCAAAGUGAACGCUGAUUAUGCAAGAUACCUAAACUUCCUGAGAGGAUUACCGACUUGUGAGCCAACGCCAAGAGAACAAAUUCAUCCAGAGAUUCCCUUGCCAGCUGUGCUCCAGAACCCAACACCACGUGCACCAGACUACGGAAGCACUCCGAUUGCAAGAUUUUACGGGUACCAAGGACCUAGAAGCCAUCCGAGGUCGCGUGGUCAAUCUACCGUUGCAGAGCAGUCAACAUCUGUAGCAACCAGGAACGUGGUCGUUCGCAGCCUUCUCGAAAACGAAAGAAGAAGAGAGGCUGAGGUUAUUGAACAAGAAGUCGGUGCAGAAAGUACAGAAGACAUCACUGAAGUGGAGACAAAUUUCUCGAUCAGAACAAACGAUUCUGAGACUGUCAUUCAAGAAGAAAGUGAAGUAGAGGAAACAGUGAAAGGAGAAAGUGAAGAAAGCGGUUCGACCACAUCUGAGGAAUUCAUCUUGUCCAUCAACGAACGAGAAUUUUGAAAACCCUCAGCGAAUUCGCUCAAGAAGAGGCUUCAUUUUUUUGUUUUAAGUUCCCUUCGUGUUAUGUUAAACUAAGAUCUUAGCCAUCUAGUGGUAACAAACAAAUUUUUACGUUUGUAACUCGACGAAUACGUCAAUAGACUGGUUUUCAACAAGCAUAUUUUCUUGUUGCUUUCUCAAAAUUUAAAAUACUGCCUUGAACAACUUUAAUUUCCUUUUCCUCAAGAUCGAUUCUCAAAUUCGUAGAUUACUGAAAUCAGUGUAAUUCCAAACAAUGGCGACCGCAAACAAAAAACAACAGGCGCAGACUUUAACACUCUUAACAAUAGAGACAUUGGAAAGGGAA